GGCCAGGUGGCCACUGGCAGCCAGCAGGCGCAACAUGGCACCGACGGGGGCAGGCCCCAUGCCUGGCUGGACAGGGCAGGAGAGUCUGGCUGAGAGCGACCCUGAGAUGUGGACCCUAGUCCAGAAGGAGAAGGAUCGGCAGUGCCGGGGGCUGGAGCUCAUCGCCUCUGAGAAUUUCUGCAGCCGGGCAGCACUGGAAGCCCUGGGCUCCUGCCUCAACAACAAGUACUCGGAGGGGUACCCUGGCAAGAGGUACUAUGGGGGAGCCGAGGUGGUGGACCAGAUCGAGCUGCUGUGCGAGCAGCGGGCUCUGGAGGCGUUUGACCUGGAUCCUGUCCGCUGGGGUGUCAACGUUCAGCCCUACUCGGGGUCACCAGCCAACUUCGCAGCCUACACAGCCCUGCUGCAGCCCCACGACCGCCUGAUGGGGCUGGACCUGCCUGAUGGGGGCCACCUCACACAUGGGUACAUGUCGGACAUAAAGAGAAUCUCAGCAACAUCCAUCUUCUUCGAGUCAAUGCCCUACAAACUUGACCCAGCCACAGGGCUGAUUGACUACGACCAGCUGGAGGUGACGGCACGGCUCUUCCGUCCUCGUCUCAUCAUCGCCGGCACCAGUGCGUACGCCCGCCUUAUCGACUAUGCUCGCAUGAAGAAGGUGUGCGAGGAGGUGAAGGCGUACCUGCUGGCGGACAUGGCGCACAUCAGUGGGCUGGUGGCAGCCAAGGCCAUCCCUUCGCCCUUUGAGCACGCGGACCUGGUCACUAGCACCACACACAAGACCCUGCGCGGUGCCAGGUCAGGACUGAUCUUCUACCGCAAGGGUGUGCGCUCAGUGGAUAAGAAGACAGGCAAGGAGAUGCUUUAUGACCUGGAGGAUAGGGUCAACUUUGCUGUCUUCCCCUCCCUGCAAGGGGGGCCCCACAACCACGCCAUCGCUGCCGUGGCCGUGGCCCUCAAACAGGCCAGCUCGCCAGCUUUCAGCCAGUACUGCCAGCAGGUACUGAAGAACGCCAAAGCCAUGGCACAGGCCCUGCUCCAGCGUGGGUAUACCCUGGUGUCAGGUGGCACCGACAACCACCUGGUGCUGGUGGACCUGCGGCCCAAGGGCAUCGACGGCGCGCGGGCUGAGCGCGUGCUGGAGCUUGUCUCCAUCACUGCCAACAAGAACACGUGCCCGGGGGACAAGAGCGCGCUCACGCCAGGGGGGCUACGCCUGGGUGCCCCUGCGCUGACCUCCCGCCACUUCCGCGAAGAGGAUUUCCAGAAAGUCGUAGCUUUCAUUGACGAGGGCAUCAUGCUGGCCCUGGAUGUCAAGAACAAAACCAGCAAGCUCCAGGAGUUCAAGACCUUCUUGCUGCAGGAUGCGGAGAUGCAGCGCCGCUUGGCUGACCUGCGCCAGCGCGUGGAGACCUUUGCUCGUGCCUUCCCCAUGCCUGGCUUCAGUGACCACUGAGCGGGGACUCUCGCCCCUCCUGCUGGGCCAGGAAUACCUGGGGGCAGGGGGAGGCUUAAAACCACCCUCUGCAUUUCCCCAUUCCCCUUCGUCCCCCACCAGCACCUUUGGGAUCAGGCACUCCCUCCUGGGGGUGGGGGGCGGCCCAC
This is a messenger RNA of Aptenodytes forsteri (emperor penguin), 1605 nucleotides long. It is a transcript of the gene SHMT2, whose product is annotated as serine hydroxymethyltransferase 2. Gene Ontology annotation, cellular component: BRISC complex; mitochondrial inner membrane; nucleus. The transcript is spliced from 11 exons. Bases 35 to 1456 code for a protein of 473 amino acids. The record is from RefSeq and is a predicted model, not a curated record. Gene Ontology annotation, biological process: protein homotetramerization; purine nucleobase biosynthetic process; tetrahydrofolate interconversion. Gene Ontology annotation, molecular function: mRNA regulatory element binding translation repressor activity; mRNA 5'-UTR binding; protein homodimerization activity. NCBI's taxonomy places the organism in Eukaryota, Metazoa, Chordata, Aves, Sphenisciformes, Spheniscidae.